AUGACUAUUUACAACACCAUAUUCUUCGGUGUGUGGCCGUUAGUUUUUGACCAGAAACCGCUCUACAGAAGAAUCUACAACAUCUACUCUUGGUUUAUUUUUCUAGUAGCAUUUCUUUACGUCACCACUGAAUAUAUAGAAAUAUAUCUCAUUGUAACGACAAAUUUAGACGUGUUUAGAUUGAUCAAAUCAGCUGUGUUGAUUCCUAGUUACACCAUGGGGCUCAUGAGAGGCCAGGCUGUGAAUACUCCACGUACUCAGGAGUUGAUUAAGAAAAUUCAGGAACGAGAAAGACAGAUAUAUGAAUCUGAGGAUGAAGAUAUCAUUAAAAUUUACAAAGAACGUGCCACGAUUAAUAAUAAAUUCAAUUUUUACUAUAUGAUGCUUAACUAUUGGGAUACCUUUGUCUAUUUAUAUAUAAUAGUUCCUGUAUUUUACCCAUACCAAGAGAUCUACGAUCCUGUCACAAACCAAACCAAACUACACAAAGAUUUGCCAAUUUACUCAUGGAUCCCAUUUGACCAGGAUGAAAACUAUUACAUGGCGCUAUCAUGGGUAGAUCUUGCUGCAACUUGUUGUGCAAUCUACAAUUAUGGAACCGACAUCUUCUUUUUCAGCUUUUUUAAUUAUAUUAUGGGACAACUGGACAUUCUUAAUUAUAUUAUUUUAAAUUUUGACAAAUAUAAGGAGAAAAUUAAGGAACAGCUUGAAUGUGACGACGAAAAAGCUGAUUUUGUAACCAUGCAACUUUGCAUAAAAGAACAUCAAAGGAUAAUGAGUUUUGUUAAUAAUUACAAUAUUGCUAUGCGGAGUGUGAUGUUGCGAGACUUUCUGCAGAGUUCUUUACAGAUAGCAUUGGUGUGUAUUUUCGCAUUGAUGGAAGUAGAAAUUCUUGCUCUGACAUGUGGAGUGGGAUUUGGAUUUAUUCUUCUGUGCAGAUUAGGAAUCUACUACUGGUAUGCUAACGAAGUAAUGACGAGGAGCCUUGACUUAGCAACUGCACUAUACACAGUACGAUGGUACGAAAAAUCACCAAGAACAAAGUCACUAAUGAAUAUUUUCAUGCUUAAAUGUAAUCAAAUAACAGGGCUGCAGAUAGGAACAUUAACAGUGAUGUCUUGGGACAUAUUUAUUGGAAUUCUCAAAUCAGCCUACUCGUUCAUGACGUUUGUAACACAAACAUAAAUACAAUGUGUGUUUCUAGGUAUUAAGAAAAUAGUAAAUCCAGGUAGAAAAUUUUCACUGCU
Messenger RNA from Diabrotica virgifera virgifera (western corn rootworm), 1247 nucleotides. RefSeq names its product odorant receptor 46a-like. The coding region runs from base 1 to 1185 and encodes 394 amino acids. Gene Ontology annotation, molecular function: olfactory receptor activity; odorant binding. Gene Ontology annotation, cellular component: plasma membrane. NCBI's taxonomy places the organism in Eukaryota, Metazoa, Arthropoda, Insecta, Coleoptera, Chrysomelidae. The transcript is spliced from 6 exons. The record is from RefSeq and is a predicted model, not a curated record. Gene Ontology annotation, biological process: sensory perception of smell; detection of chemical stimulus involved in sensory perception of smell.